Molecule: messenger RNA, 687 nt
Organism: Arachis duranensis
Lineage: Eukaryota; Viridiplantae; Streptophyta; Magnoliopsida; Fabales; Fabaceae
Exons: 2
Coding region: 1-687 (228 amino acids)
Source: RefSeq, a predicted model, not a curated record
AUGCUCAUUGAGGAGUGUAGUGCCAUAAUACAAAAGAAGCUCCCCCAGAAAUUGAAAGAUCCUGGGAGCUUCCAAAUCCCCUGUAUCAUUUGGGAUAUAAACAUUGAGAAGGAAGUAUGUGAUUUAGGAGCCAGCAUCAACCUCAUGUCCUUAGCCAUGAUGAAAAGGAUGAGGAUAGAAGAAGCAAAACCUACAAGAAUGGCCCUUCAACUAGUAGAUAUGACCUUCAAAUUUCCCUAUGGUGUGGUGGAGGAUUUGUUGGUAAAAGUGGGAGAGUUUAUCUUCCCAGCUGAUUUUGUUGUGCUUGAUAUGGAAGUAGAGGCCAACACAUCAAUCAUCCUAGGAAGGCUAUUCCUAGCUACUGCUGGAGCCAUAAUUGAUGUUCAAAAAGGAGAGCUAGUCUUAAGAUUACAUGAAGAGAAGAUGGUCUUCAAUGUCUUCAAGGCAAUGAGCUACCCCAAGGAAUCCAUCAGAGAAUGCAUGAUGGUGAACACAAUUGAAAAUCUAGUUCAAGGAGUCCUAGAGGAAGAACAAUGUGAAGAAAUCAAAGAGCAAGAUCAACAAGCCUCGGAUUGCAAGAUUGUCCCUGAUGAUGAGGGUGAUGAUGAUGCUGAUCCUCCCCCUGUGUCCUCUACCAAAGUGUCGACCUCUUCUGCUCCUCCGGUUGCACCUGUUUCGGAUUGCUAG